CAGGCAGCGCUACUUCACCACUUCCAGUCCGGACACUUUCCCCCCCUUACUUCCAGUCCAGACACUUUCACCCCCUUCCAGUCCGGACACUUUCACCCCCCCUCCAGUCCCAGACACUUUCCCCCCCUUCCAGUUCAGACACUUUCACCCCCUUCCAGUCCGGACACUUCACCCCCUUCCAGUCCGGACACUUUCCCCCUUUCCCUUCCGGUCCGGACAAACUUCACCCCCUUCCAGUCCGGGACACUUUCCCCCCCUUCCAAUCCAGACACUUCACCCCCUUCCAAUCCAGACACUUCACCCCCUUCCAGUCCGGACACUUCACCCCCUUCCAGUCCGGACACUUUCCCCCCCUUCCAGUCUGGGACACUUUCACCCCCUUCCAGUCCGGACACUUUCACCCCCCUCCAGUCCAGACACUCCCCCCCCCCUUCCAUCCAGACACUUCACCCCCUUCCAGUCCGGACACUUCACCCCCUUCCAGUCCGGACACUUUCCCCCCCUUCCAGUCUGGACACUUUCCCCCCUUCCAGUCCGGACACUUUCCCCCCUUCCAGCCCGGAAAACUUUCCCCUCUUCCCAAUCCGGACACUUCACCCCCUUCCAGUCCGGACACUUUCCCCCCCUUCCAGUCUGGACACUUUCACCCCCCCUUCCAGUCUGGACACU
This is a messenger RNA of Staurois parvus, 669 nucleotides long. The record is from the annotation of a GenBank genome assembly. Lineage: Eukaryota; Metazoa; Chordata; Amphibia; Anura; Ranidae.